GUAGCUCACGAAAGCUUAUGCUCAGAUAAAUUGGUUAGUCUCUAAGGUGCCACAAGUCCUCCUUUUCUUUUUGUGAAUACAGACUAACACGGCUGUUACUCUGAAACCUGUCCAAGUCCCGGUCUCUUAUAGCCCCAACACAAGUACCCAGCUAUACAGACAGGGAAAGCACAGCUGGAAAAGCAAUCCCCACCCACGCAAAGCCCCCCAUUCACACUAAUGCCCCACAAUCCCCUGCACUUGGGAUCUGACUCCUGGCCAUUCCGUGAUUCUGUAAAGCUGAAGGGGCCUUUCUUACCUCCCCGCCCAGUCGGCCUGUGAACAGACUUCAGGUCUCAGCUGCAGCGUCUGGCUAAACCCACUCCACAAAGCCGCAUUUGCUAGAGAGAUUCUCCCUAGCAGGAGUGGCUCAGGCAGGGCCCCACACUAGCUGCCCCUGUCUCUGCUGUUCUCUCUUCAGGGAGCUGUGCCGGGAGCUGGAAAGAGGCUGAUGUGCAGAUGGGCAGCCAUUGCCACGAACAAGUGAAAAAGACAAAUGGGUGAUAAAAGGGAUCAUUAAGGAAAGGAGCGAAGUGAUGGGUGUAGGCCACUCUGCUGGGUGUACCAUAAUCCUGGCCUGCCCUGAGACACCCACCCACCCCGACGCAUUUCUGCUGCUGCUCCUCCAGCUUGACCUCCCAGACCCACUCUGCCCUCUUGCUAUUCCUAUUGUGGAGUCUCUCCUGAGCAGAGACCAGAUGCUGCAAAAACAGGAGGUUUGCUGGAUGUGGAUAGACCCCAGACAUAUUUCUUGGUGGGGCUGACCCAGGAGAGGAGUGGUUAAUACCCCAGCAUGCUCUGGAGCGCAUUGGACGUGGGUGAGAGGUUGAGAUCAUUUUACUUUCUGCCUCUGAGGGCUGAAUUUUAAUAUACAGUUUCAGAGAGAAAGGUCACCAAGAGUCUGCAAUGAGCACGCAGCAAGGACGUCCCAGCCAGGCUCCUGCUGACCACGCACAGGGGAGGGGCCCGCUCCAGCCACACCAGCCCCUUAUACUGGGCUAGACCGGGAUCAGCCUCAUGAAUCCUGUGAGUAAACCCACACCGCACGCAGGGAAACCUCACACCGAACUCUGCCCCCAAACAGGGGCACCACACAAACACACACACAAGCCCCAGCUCCUGGAGUCAGUCUGCAGCCCUCCAGCCUCCAGCCACCACCUCCCCUCUGCCUGGACUGCACUAGGUGCAGAAUUGGACAGCACAAUGCCAGAACCGUAAAGAAAGUCCAAGAUCACAGCCUCGCGCAAACUCCUGUUGAAGAGUUUGAUGCUAGCCAAAGCCAAGGAAGCAUGGGAACAAGAUCAAGUGGACAAGCAAGCGGAGAAGGAGAGAUACCUGGCUGAGCGGAUCACACAACUGCGGACCAGCGGGCUGUCCUUCAGCCAGCUGCAGGAUCUGUGCAGGGAGCUGCACGAGAAGGUAGAAAUCGUGGAUGAGGAGCGGUACGACAUCGAAGCAAAAUGCAUCCACAACACCAGAGAGAUCAAAAACCUGAAGCUGAAAGUGCUCGACCUGCGGGGGAAGUUCAAGCGCCCCCCGCUGCGCCGUGUCCGCGUCUCCGCUGACGCCAUGCUGCGGGCCCUGCUCGGCUCCAAGCACAAAGUCUCCAUGGAUCUGAGAGCCAACCUGAAAUCUGUCAAGAAGGAGGACACGGAGAAGGAGCGCCCUGUGGAAGUGGGUGACUGGCGCAAGAACGUGGAGGCCAUGUCGGGCAUGGAGGGCAGGAAGAAGAUGUUUGAUGCUGCCAAAUCUCCGACAGGCCAGUGAAAGGUGCUGCCGGGAGGGUCGAAGAGUCACCCGGCUGCCCGCAGCUUCGCCCCUGCCGCCCCUUCACGCUGCCCCGCGUGUGCCUCUUCCUGCCUUCGCUCUCGAGCCAGCGCAUUUGCGGAAAGCUCUUUGGGAAGCUCAUCCAGCCUCUGUGCUUAAAUCAGCCCCCCUCCGCCCCCGGCUUCCAUGACAACAGCCAUAGCUUCACGUGAUGCAGCCAAUUAAUUGCCCCAGCGUGGCACCCCAGCUGUCUCCUGUAGGUCCCGGCGCAGGGCACCAACCCGUUGGACUGCCACAGUGGUGCUUCUGCAUGAAGACCGAUCACCAUUGUGGCCUAAGGUGCUGAUCCCAUUAGCUGGCAAGGGUGAGAGCCUUGCCAGCCAUCCUGCAGGAGUCCCAUGCCCUGCAGAAAGGCAGUGCCCGUGCCACGCACCAAUGGCUACAUGCAGGUAACCCCAUGGGGUCUCAGGCAUGCUUGUAACUUCAGGAUGCGGCUUGGGACUCUUGGUCUGUCCUUCUCCACCAGCCACUGCAGACAGCCCGGGGAUGAACCCACUGGUCCUGCUCUCACCAUCCAGCUCUGAUAUGUACAGUACAUGGGAAGUAACUGCUGUGUCUCUGUGUUCAUUAAA
Molecule: messenger RNA, 2438 nt
Organism: Chelonia mydas (Green sea turtle)
Lineage: Eukaryota; Metazoa; Chordata; Testudines; Cheloniidae
Gene: TNNI1
Product: troponin I1, slow skeletal type
Exons: 9
Biological process (GO): muscle contraction
Cellular component (GO): troponin complex
Source: RefSeq, a predicted model, not a curated record